AUGAAGCGCAACUUUGGAUCACUGAACCUUGCGGCGUUAGACCUGAAUAGACCUGCAGAUGUUACCGACUGCAGCCUGGAAGACCGAUUUUCGGCCAUGGGCCCUGGUGCAGAAGACUGCAGUAUGGACGCUGGCUCUGACUACAGUAGUGACGAGAAUGUGGGCUUUCCUUUGGAACGAUUUCAGCUAUUGGCUACGAUGCCUCAGUCGUUUUGUGAUGAGGCACCACGAUACAUGGACAUGAAGGACGGCUUGCCUAAGCUCUCGCUACCUGUGCGUACUCCGUCGGUGAGGAUCCAGACGCACAAUGAGGACUGUGACGUACGGAUAAGCGAGCUGCUGCAUCCGUCAUCGUCCGAGACACCGCCGCUUCAGGUGGAAAUUAACGCACUGAGAUGUUUGAGUCUCAAGGUAAUGCUGUCCAAUCUGUCUACGUCCAACAACAACAACAACAACAACAGCAGCAGCAGCAGCAGCACUAGUGCCACUGCCAGUGUUGCAUCCAACAAGCCCAACUACACAUAUCCUGGCGUGAACGAUCGCACCAAAACGGCGCUUCUACCGAUCCGUCACCCAUCACUACAGAGCGUCUAG
Molecule: messenger RNA, 594 nt
Organism: Peronospora farinosa
Lineage: Eukaryota; Oomycota; Peronosporomycetes; Peronosporales; Peronosporaceae
Source: the annotation of a GenBank genome assembly